AUGGGAGAAAAGGCCAAUCCUUGGUGCCAUUGGCCCAAUUCUCCAUGGAAAUUAAAUAUCGACAGCUCUACAAGCAACCCCUGCCCACCUGAUGUUGGUCAUGAUAGCACCAAUUCGGUGACAUUGCCCACAUGUCUGAACAGCCUUGCCUACAUCUACCCUGGAGUUUCUGCACCGGUGCCGUUGUUUACAGCAUCUACUGCUGACAAACCUCUUCCAAUGACUUCGAGGUUUGUCGCGAUAAUGGCCCCCUAUGUAGGAUCAUCCAUAGAUGAUCCUCCAAAAAAGAGAUCUCUGGUUUUCUUUCAGAAUGAGAAACUUACUCCAACUGCAGGUCCCUUCCUAAGGAAAGGGGCCUUGGAUCCUGUGCCAGAACUGGAAGCUAGCAAUGAAACUAAUGUAACUGAUGUUGGAGGACAAAGCACCGAUGAUACUCAUGAGAACACCGAAGAUAUUAAUGUGCUCUUAGAUUCCGACUCGGAUGAAGGGUAUGAGAAAGUGCAUGAAUUGAACAAAGCCCCUGUGGACAAUGACACCAUGAGUGUAGAGUCAGUAGCCAGCGCUGGUGCUAGCGUAGGCGCUGCCCAACCAUCCAAGAAGAGAAAACUCUGCUCUGGUUCCGACAGGUCUGUUGUUGACACAGCCAGCUCAGCAAGGAUUGAUUGUUCAAUUGGACAGAGGCAUCUAGGCAACGACGAUGAUGCGCAGUCCUGUUGCAUUGGUGAAGUAGAGAGUGGCCACAAGUUUGCUCUCGCUCUGAAGGAUGGAGAAGAAGCAGAAGAUGACAGCCCUGAUGACCGGAAGCUUAGAAUAGAGAGGAUACAAGAGACUGUUGCUGCUCUCAGAAAGAUUGUUCCUGGUGGCGUUGCGAAAGAUGCCACAGCUGUUCUUGAUGAAGCAAUCUGCUACUUGACGUCUCUUAAACUCAAGGUCAAGACGCUGGGAGCUGUCUCUCUCUAGCUAGCUCCUCGGUAGUUCUGAGUUUGUUCUGAUAUAUUUGAGCUGCGACUGCAAGUAAAAUUACUAAGUUGAAGGGGCCAAUUCAGUCGCAUUUGGUGCUUGUGACGCUCACGGGGGCAGAAGAAGGCACACACAAUGGCACAAGGCUGCAGUGGUUACAGUGGGCAUGUAGAGCUGCUUCAACUACAACUGGUACGCAUGUACUCCUCUGGGUGUAGAUAACUAAGGACCAAGGCGGCCGCCAAUUCCGGCCAAUUCCAUCACCGCGCACCUCCUCCCCCAAAAGGCCCCUGAUGGUGCUGAUGGAGCAAUGAGUAACCGCGACUCCAUAAAGAGCUUUGGUUGAGUGUGAUCCAAAGCAAAGGAGGCAGGCAAGAAAGGAAGGUGUCCAUGCAAAGCGAAUAGUCCCGUGCUGUAUGCGUUCAUGGCUUUUGAACCAAAGGCAAGAUAGCGCAAGGUAGGUGUUAGUAUGUUUCCUGGGGUCCAAGUCUC
Lolium rigidum is the source of this 1452-nucleotide messenger RNA. RefSeq lists its product as uncharacterized. Lineage: Eukaryota; Viridiplantae; Streptophyta; Magnoliopsida; Poales; Poaceae. The record is from RefSeq and is a predicted model, not a curated record. The transcript has a single exon. Gene Ontology annotation, molecular function: protein dimerization activity. Bases 1 to 960 code for a protein of 319 amino acids.